AUGGCGAUCUGUACUUAUAACGCACGUACGCUUGCAUCGGAAGCGGCCAUCGAAGAUCUGAUGAUGCAAGCCAAGAAGAUCAAGUACGACGUCAUCGGACUGACCGAGACGAGACGACAUCACCCUCUCAACGCCGUAUAUGAAACUGGAGAAGAACUGUUACUGGGAACAUGCGACAGCAGAGGUGUUGGUGGAGUUGGCGUCCUCGUCAACACGAGUAUGGCAAAGAACAUCGACUCUUUUGAACAACUUACGACCCGAAUCGGACGUCUGCGGAUGAGAAGAUGUGGCCCAAUACCAGCUUUGAAUAUCUUCGUCGUUUACGCUCCAACAUCAAGCUACAAAGAAGAAGAAGUCGAAGCUUUCUAUAUGGACCUGGAGAAGUUCUACCAAGAAGAUCAUGCCUUCUGCAAGGUCAUAGUUGGCGAUUUCAACGCUAAGGUCGGCCCAAGAAGAACGCCGGAGGAACUUCACAUCGGGACCCACGGCCUACAAUGGAAUGACCAGGGAGAGAGGCUCGCCGAGUUCAUCAUGACGACUAAGACCAUCCAUGGGAACUCGCAAUUUCAGAAGCCCUCUUCUUCACGCUGGACGUGGGAGUCACCCGGUGGAGGGUAA
Messenger RNA from Necator americanus (New World hookworm), 618 nucleotides. RefSeq lists its product as uncharacterized. The transcript has a single exon. The record is from RefSeq and is a predicted model, not a curated record. Gene Ontology annotation, molecular function: catalytic activity. The coding region runs from base 1 to 618 and encodes 205 amino acids. Lineage: Eukaryota; Metazoa; Nematoda; Chromadorea; Rhabditida; Ancylostomatidae.